UGGGCGGCGAAAUAACGUGAGGUAUAGUAAAGUUUGUAGGAGCCAGACUGAAGCACAUCCGCUGUGAUAGUGUGGAUUCAUGUAAAUUAUCUGUAAUCCUGUUUCCAUAGAAGAAACGCCUUCUUUUUAGACACAUCUGCCGUUAAAGUUAGUCGAUAGAAAUGGGCCGCGGGGACAAAGUGUUCUGCGUUCUUUGUCAGAGGUCCGAAGAGACGGAGAUAACCGGAGCUUUAUCGACUAAACAAGAAGUCACUGCUCAUCAGAACUGUUUGUUAUAUUCCUCUGGUAUUUAUUGCCGGGAUUCUCCAGAGUUUGACGAUCUGUUUGGUUUCUCUGUGGAUGAUGUGCUGGAUGAGGUCAGACGAGGAAGAUUACUGGUGUGUAAGAAAUGUAAGAAAAAGGGUGCCACUGCUGGGUGUGAAGUCAAACGCUGCAAGAAGUCCUAUCACUACCCCUGUGCUGUUCAAGAUGGAGCUAAGAUUAUUGAGAAUGCAAGCAAAGGGAAAUAUGGGCUAUACUGCUUGAAACACCGUCAGGAAAAUCAAAACAACGGUUCUGUAAAGUCCCGAACUUCCAAAAAUGCCAAUGAAGCUGGAUCAUCUAAGGUAUACUGCCUUGCCUGUGAGAAGACUGAGGGAAAUAUCAGAUUGGAAAGUUUGUCUAAUAGCAUCAUUAUGUUAUAUUGUGACAAACAUGCUCCUCCUUCGCAAAAGAGGAACACUACAGAUGAUUCCACAGCAGCCGGACCGUCUGCGUACAGCAGUGACUCCAACUCAUCCAGCAGUGUGUCGUGUUUGUCUAAGAGACGGUUGAGUUUCAAUGACAAACAGGAAGGGAUCCCCUCUAAGCGGAAAUCUAAAGGCUGCAAAAGGAUAUUAUCAGAAGAUUCUUCAAAUUCAGAUGAGAAUGACCUUAAUACAGAAAUGGCAAUGUUCGCCCCUUUAGAGUCUGAUUUAGACGAAACUGCAAACUCUGUUACAGAGUCUCAGUUGAUCAGAAAAGACACUAAGAGUGCCACUGCGUCCACCUCAGUAACUCAACUGGAGGUUGCGAGCAGAGAUGAUGAAGAUGAAACUAUGAUAGAUUCAGAUGCUGAGUCAGAGAGUCUGCUGCUACCUGUGGAGAUGUGCAUAGAGUCUGGAUUGUCACUUUCUGAGACAAGUACUGCAGACAUAGCCGUAACAACUGUAGAUCCCGGUGCGAUGUCAAAGAAGGCAGUAGAGGUGGUAGACAGAGAAAAUAAAGGGUCCAGUCCUGAGCACAGUUCUGGUCAACACACUGCUGGGCCCUCUGUCCCUCAGCAAAGCACCUCUGGGCCCUCUGUCCCUCAGCAAAGCAUCUCUGGGCCCUCUGUCCCACAGCAAAGGUCCGCUGGGCCCCCUCUCUCUCCUGACCACUCCAAACCCUGCAGUGGUACUGGCUUACCCCAGUGCACCACCAUGGCCAUUUCCCCACCUUCACCUGAAACCAUAUGUGUAUCCCUCCUCUCUUCCUCUCCUUCUCCCUCUCCUACGUACGUCGCUCAGACCCAGAGUCUAGUGUAGACUCCACCGGCUUCUGGAAAAGCUGCAAUGCAGCAGGAUGUACACAGGCCAUCUUCACUGAUUUCAUUAAUGAGAUGAACCAUAUCUCCAGCAGAAUUCAGUCAGACCAGGCCAGCCAGGAGGAUUAUGAUCUUGCGUUAAAAGUAAUGUUGGCUUCUGGGAAACUGGCAGAUCUUGUGACCAAACAGCAGAAAGAGUUACAAAGGAAACAAAUGGAGCUGCAAAAGGCAGCAGCUGCCAUGAAGGACGUCGUGUCAGCACUGAGGAGAUGAGUCCAUCAGCAGCUGCUGUAAGCAUAUGGAUAUCAGUGUUUAUGGUUAACUUUUUAUUCUUUUUUAUCUUUGAUUCUCACUGUUUUGUAUUUCAAAUUACUCACACUGACAUUUAUAUAACAGUGUAUUUAUAUAUUUUGACUGAUUAUGCCUUAAUAUGUAAGAGGGCUGGAUGUGGAAAUACAACAUGGCAUUGAUAAUUCUAAAGCAUUUAAAGAUUUAAAAUGUCUGAUUCUUACAAUAUAUUUUAUAAAUGUAGGAGUUUGUAAGUGGUGCUGUUCCAGUCGGAAUAGAUGUCACAUAGGAAUAUGUCAUUAUGAAAUAUAUUUUCAUUUUAAAAAAAGGGCUUUCACUUCAAAACCUGCACUGAACAUGAAGAAUUGGAAAUAAUAUUUGUCUUGAAAAUGUUCCACAUCCAACCCUACAAACUAGACCAAGUUAGCCUGAUUUUUUUUUACAUGUUGAAAUUGUAAGUAGUAAGUAAUAUUUUUUUUAUUAUGUUUUGCACCAUUUGCACUUUCUUCAAGAACUUAAAAUACAAGAUGCCUCCCAAACUGCGAGUAUUUACAGUAACUUGAAUUGCUGUCAGUGAGUGGCCAAAAUGGUCUGAUGCACCAUUUGUAGACUUAAGUCUUGAUCUAACAAGUUUACUGUGAAUAUGAUUACAUUCAAACUACACCAUGGAGUCCCGAGGUCUGUUUACAUUCUUGAUCAAAAAAGGAAUUUCUGUGUAGUCGUCUUGUUCAGAAAUACAUUUUCAUGACCGUUAUCAAGUACAAUUGAUAAAUAUUCAUAUGAAGCUAAAA
Messenger RNA from Micropterus salmoides (largemouth bass), 2622 nucleotides. RefSeq names its product PHD finger protein 11 (gene phf11). The coding region runs from base 162 to 1544 and encodes 460 amino acids. Gene Ontology annotation, cellular component: nucleus. Gene Ontology annotation, molecular function: histone binding; histone deacetylase binding. The transcript has 18 exons. NCBI's taxonomy places the organism in Eukaryota, Metazoa, Chordata, Actinopteri, Centrarchiformes, Centrarchidae. The record is from RefSeq and is a predicted model, not a curated record.